GAAUGGAAUAAUCCUUGACGACUAUAAAUUUCCAGAAAUACCCCCCGCAAACGACCUUUCCUCUUUUCUUAUCUACAUCUUCUCUAUCAAAACUUGCGAAGAGGCAGGUCUUUUUUUAAAUCCUCUGCGAAUACACCAUCGAUCAAUCCUUCAACUUUCUCGAUCAUGUCGACCCAACUUCCACCCCCAAGCAAGAGGCAGAGAACGGAUGCUUUAGAGAGAUCCAGAGCGCAACAAGAUAUUGAGGAAAUACCCAGCGAUGCAGGCAGUCUUCGAAUCCAGUUCUUCGAUGAAACUACAGGUCUUCCUAUAGGCAAUGGCCCAGUCCUCGUACCAGUCGCAAAUGCAGACCCGAAGAAUCUGGAGCUAUUGUUGAACACUCUUUUGGGACAUGACUCCUCCGAGUAUAUUCCAUACCGAUUUACCCUACCCGUAUCAGACAAGAAGAAUUCCGCAGAGAAGAUCACUACCGCCUACCCUACAGAAGUCUACAAAACCUUGAUAAAACCGGGACUAAUAAGUGCCGAAGAAACCCAAAAUAUCUCAGCAGCACCACAAGCAGUUUUCAAAGUCCAAUCCGUUUCAAGGUGCGCGUCUACAAUCCCCGGCCAUGGCGAAUCCAUCCUGGUUGCCCAGUUUUCUCCAAGGUCAUCCUCCAGAAUGGUCAGUGGUAGCGGAGACAACACAGCACGUAUAUGGGACUGCGAUACCGGAACUCCAGUACACACGCUAAAGGGGCACACAAGUUGGGUAUUGGCUGUUAGUUGGUCGCCGGAUGAGUCGAGGAUUGCGACAGGCAGUAUGGAUAACACUGUCAGGAUUUGGGAUCCGAAAACCGGAAAGCAAUUAGGCAGUCCAAUGAAGGGGCACUCGAAAUGGGUCACGAAUCUAGCUUGGGAGCCGUAUCACGUUCAAAAACCGGGAGAACCUAGACUCGCUUCAUCUUCUAAAGAUUCUACUGUUAGAGUAUGGUCGACUAAUCAACAGAGGAUUGAAUUGGUCUUAACUGGACACAAAGACGCAGUAUCAUGUGUCAAAUGGGGAGGAACUGGAUUCAUAUAUACCGCAUCUCGCGAUAAAACUGUCAAAGUUUGGAAUGCAAAGGACGGAACUCUCGCGCACUCCCUCAAUGCUCAUGCGCACUGGGUAAACCAUCUCGCACUAUCUACAGAAUUCGUCACACGAACUGGCUACUUCGACCACACUGGCAAGGUUCCUGCAACAGAGGAGGAAAAGGUCAAGAAAGCAAAGGAACGUUUCCUCAAAGCCUCCCAAAUCCAGGGUGAAGUUGUGGAACGCCUUGUCACUGCCAGUGACGACUUCACUAUGUAUCUAUGGGAACCUUCCAAGCAAACGAAGCCCAUAGCACGAAUGUUGGGUCAUCAAAAACAAGUGAACCACGUAGCUUUCUCGCCCGACGGACUCCUCAUUGCUUCCUCUGGUUUCGACAACCAUACCAAGAUCUGGAACGCCCGUGAUGGAAAAUUCAUUAAUACAUUGAGAGGUCAUGUUGCUCCUGUCUACCAAUGCGCUUUUAGCUCUGAUUCUAGGCUACUAGUCACAUGUAGUAAGGAUACAACACUGAAAGUAUGGGAUAUGGCAACUCACAAAUUAGCUAAAGAUUUACCUGGCCAUAAAGACGAAGUUUAUGCCGUAGACUGGAGCCCGGAUGGAGAAAAAGUGGGCAGUGGCGGAGCAGAUAAAGCGGUGCGCAUCUGGAGACAUUAAAAAAAAAAGUAGUAAUAUAGACACAAUUGUUAAUCAGGGAGCUCAUUCGAUUGUCAAAUUUGAAUUGGGACAUUGAAAAGGACUGGAGCUCAAGGUUGCGGCCGGAAAAGAAAAGACUACUCAAUAGCCAGAGUCUUUGGAGUUUAAUUGUCGAAAUUGCAUCGGGACAAUGAAAAGAAUCUAAAAGAUUAAGGCCCCAUUCUAUAACUAAAUACGUUCUAUUACUAAAUAUAUCUUAACA
Botrytis cinerea B05.10 is the source of this 1969-nucleotide messenger RNA. RefSeq lists its product as hypothetical. Gene Ontology annotation, biological process: ribosomal large subunit assembly. Gene Ontology annotation, molecular function: protein binding. The transcript has 3 exons. The coding region runs from base 166 to 1728 and encodes 520 amino acids. Gene Ontology annotation, cellular component: nucleolus. Lineage: Eukaryota; Fungi; Ascomycota; Leotiomycetes; Helotiales; Sclerotiniaceae. The record is from RefSeq and is a predicted model, not a curated record.